Molecule: messenger RNA, 945 nt
Organism: Alternaria incomplexa
Lineage: Eukaryota; Fungi; Ascomycota; Dothideomycetes; Pleosporales; Pleosporaceae
Exons: 2
Coding region: 1-945 (314 amino acids)
Cellular component (GO): cytosol
Molecular function (GO): aldose reductase (NADPH) activity
Source: RefSeq, a predicted model, not a curated record
AUGGCGCACAACGGCACAACCCACACGCUCAACACGGGCGCCAAGAUUCCUGCCAUUGGCUUUGGAACUUGGCAGGACAAGGAAGCCCAGGAACCAGCUGUUACCAUGGCCCUCAAAGCGGGCUACCGCCACAUCGACACAGCACGCAUCUACGGGACUGAGCCCGCAGUCGGCAACGCCAUCAAAAAGUCCGGCGUCCCCCGUUCCGAGCUCUUUAUAACCAGCAAGCUCUGGAACAACUCGCACCACCCCGACGACGUCGAAGCCGCACUCGACGCAUCCCUCAAGGACCUCGGAACCGACUACCUCGACCUCUACCUCAUGCACUGGCCCUCGCCCUUCGCCCGGGGCUCAGAAAUGUUCCCCAAAGACUCCGCCGGCAAAGUCAAAGUGGGCGACAGCGACUACGUCGACACCUACAAAGCCAUGGAAAAGUGCUUCAAAAGCGGCAAAGCCCGCGCAAUUGGCGUGUCAAACUUCAGUAAAGCGGAGUUGGAGCGCUUGAUCAAGGAGACUUCUGUUGUGCCUGCUGCUCACCAGAUCGAAUGUCACCCUUACCUCCAGCAAAACGACUUCACGGAGUUCCACAAGCAACAGGGUAUCCAUGUGACGCAGUACUCGCCGUUCGGCAAUCAGAAUGAGAUCUACGAUUCCGGGAAGAACAUGAACAAACUCAUGGACGACCCUGUGCUUGUGGAGAUUGGCAAGAAGCAUGGGAAAACUGGUGCGCAGGUUGCGUUGGCGUGGGGUAUUGCCAAGGGCCAUUCUGUUAUUCCCAAGAGUAAGACUGAGUCGAGGAUCAAGGCGAAUCUGGAGGGUGACUUUGCCCUGCCUAAGGAGGAUGUAGAGAAGAUUACUGGUAUUGAUAAGAAGAUGCGGUUCAAUGAUCCUUCGGGUAACUUUGGAUGGAACUUUUACACGGAUUUGGAUGGUAAGAAGAAAUGA